AGUUCAAUCAGAGCGCAACCCAAAACCCACAAUCAGCACCAUGAAAUUCGCCGUCGCCGUUGUCUUCACCUUGGCCCUCGCCAUGGGCGUGCAGUCGUCUGUGAUCCCCCUGCUGUCCCAGGUGGCUGGCCAUGGACUCUCCUACACCGCCGUCUCUGGACCCGCUGUGGUGGCCUCUCCCUGGGCCGCUCCCGCCGCCCACUGGGCCGUUCCCGCCGCCCACUGGCCCGCCGCCGUGAACGUGGCUUCCUGGCCUCCGGCAGCGGUCCAUGCCCCGGCUGCCGUGGCCGUCCAUGCCGCCGCUCCCGCCGUGGUGGCCGGCCAUGCUCCGGCCGUCGUCGUGGCCCCAGUGGCCCAUGAGGGUGUCUACACUGCCCAGACCCGUGGAGCCAUCCACACCGCUCCUCUGGCCGGACACGUCCAGUCGGUGGCCUCCAUUAACGCCGCUCCCGCACCCGGAACUCUGUAAGGAGGAAGCUAUAGGAACUAUAGCUAUAACCUCUCGCCGAUCUGACCCCCCGCCACUACCAUGGAAACUGCCAUCGAUGGGAAACCCCCUUCACCACUGAUUUGUAAAUACAUUGUAUAUAUAUAUAUAGACAUAUAUAGACAGGGUACUCGCACUUAGCACCUGAACAGGAACUUUCCACACCUGUCCCAAAAACUGAGCCAUCAAAAUUCCCUUUCGACCUAAGCACACGGCCACUUUUGUGGUUGCCUCUUUCUCACGCUUACCUAUUUAUCUAGCAUACAUUUUCCAAGCAUUCCUGUGAAAAAACGCUUUAAGCUUUCCUUCAAAACGGAAGCCAAGUGCA
Messenger RNA from Drosophila elegans, 815 nucleotides. It is a transcript of the gene Acp1, whose product is annotated as adult cuticle protein 1. The record is from RefSeq and is a predicted model, not a curated record. The transcript is spliced from 2 exons. Lineage: Eukaryota; Metazoa; Arthropoda; Insecta; Diptera; Drosophilidae. The coding region runs from base 41 to 469 and encodes 142 amino acids.